UAUAUUUCCAGUGCCGCCCACCAGAAGCUGUUUACUGUUUACCUGAUCAGAGUUCUGUCGUCUGUCCUCGCAGCGCCCCAGACCCAUCGCACCAUGGCAGAUCCCGAUCUUGACUUCACGACUGGUGAGUCUGGCGCCUCCGCCACCUACCCUAUGCAGUGCUCUGCCCUGCGUAAGAACGGGUACGUGGUGCUGAAGGGACGUCCUUGCAAAAUCGUGGAGAUGUCCACCUCCAAGACCGGCAAGCACGGACAUGCCAAGGUUAACCUGGUUGGAAUUGACAUCUUCACCAACAAGAAGUAUGAAGAUAUGUGCCCCUCCACCCACAACAUGGAUGUUCCCUCCAUCAAGAGGACAGAUUAUCAGCUGGUUAACAUCAAUGAAAACUACAUGUCCUUGAUGGGCGACAACGGCGACAUCAGAGAGGACCUGCGCGUCCCUGAGAGCGAUGUCGGCAAGGAAAUUGAAUCAAAGUUCGAAGCCGGUGAAGAAUUUAUGGUCACCGUCAUUUCUGCCAUGGGGGAGGAAUGUGCCGUCGCCACCAAGGUCCUGGCCAGCAAAUAGGGAGACGGACUUUGCUGCCCAGGCAACAAGCACCACCCACAACCAGUCUCUUGCAUUCUCAUUGGUUCUGCCACCAAAGCAUCGGCCUUCACAGACAACCUCAAAACAUUCAGUUGUAAUUUCUCCCUCAUCUUGAUCUUUUUAUCCCCCCCCUCCCUUCUCCUCCCCCUCCUCCAUAUCUCUUUUCCGUUGCUGUUGGGAAUGUUCCUCUGCCUGAUCCAGUUUUGUUUGGUAACAAUCUACUUUAUAUAAAAACAACUUUAAAAAAAAAUCCCGAUCAGUUGCUCAUUCCUGCUUAUUUUGCCUUCAGUGUUGGUUUCCGCCGCUCACAUUCCUGAAUGUUUAAAAAGAAACAAACUUUGGGGUUCAGCUUUUGUAUGAUUAUUAUUUUUGAUAUUCUUUAGAUUAAAUAAAGCAGAUCUGAGGCGUCUUGGAGGGAUGGGGUCAAGGGGAGGGGGCUGCCCCUGUAGAUACUUCAUUCUGGUUUAGGUUGGCCCUCUAGCAGCCAUAAUGCUUCCUAGCAUGGCCUUGAUCCCCCUCCCAAUCACUGGUUCAGGGUGGCCGGCACUUAAAGAGCACCUGAGGCCCCCCCAAGCAUGUAAAGCUGUAAACCUGAGAAAAGAGAAAAGCUCUUCUUCCCCUGCUUCCCUUCAGGAACAAAAGCUUCAGUAACUUCUCCCUCGUUGUCUGGGGACAGGCCGGUGCACUCAUAACGGCGGUCCGAUGCAAAGUGGCUCAUCCCGCCCCUCCCUCAUAACAUCCCCCCCCCCAUUACAAAAAGUGUUACCUUUUGUUUUUAGAGGCGAGUGUGAGCGUGGCGCGGUGUGGGCCUCCAACCUGUGGGAGGCAGUUUGCAGUGAGGAGUGUGGUUUAUUUUAUUUUUUUUCUUUGAGGGACUUUAUUUGGGUUGGGGAGGGUGGUUCAGUUGCAAACUUUUUUUGUUCACUCGAGGCCUUUGUCACUUGACUGGAGAAGGCAAAAAUAAAACAAUGAUACAAAUGGAUAA
Cyprinodon variegatus (sheepshead minnow) is the source of this 1570-nucleotide messenger RNA. It is a transcript of the gene eif5a, whose product is annotated as eukaryotic translation initiation factor 5A2. Bases 94 to 564 code for a protein of 156 amino acids. The record is from RefSeq and is a predicted model, not a curated record. The transcript is spliced from 4 exons. Gene Ontology annotation, biological process: positive regulation of translational termination; positive regulation of translational elongation. Gene Ontology annotation, molecular function: translation elongation factor activity; ribosome binding; RNA binding. NCBI's taxonomy places the organism in Eukaryota, Metazoa, Chordata, Actinopteri, Cyprinodontiformes, Cyprinodontidae.